CAACAAUAGACAAUGGCCACGACACGUGACCUGGCGGCGAAGUAUGGCCCCACAAUUGGACAUUUGGUCCGUGUACGUACCCUUUCAUCGCGCUCUCGAGUUCGCGAUGAGAGCCGUGGACGCGCUGGAACCGACAUAUCACUGAAAAAAGCCGCCGCUGCAAGUCGCGACUCCAUUACCCCGUUAUCCAAGCAUGACAUGUUACAGAUGAAGAACUCAUAGCUGUCUCGCCCGCUUCUUCUCAUCUCAUCGUUCUGAUACCCUCUUGACUUGGUUUUUCUAUUUUAUUUUUUUAUUUUUCUUUCUUGGUUUGCGCAUUCGCUGGUCUCACACAGAAAGUCUCGUUCCAACUAUAUAUCCACAGAAGUUGGCCGGCGCAAGGGGACAGCGGAAACGCAUAGAAACUCCGGAAGCCUAGUACGAACUGAGCGUACCACACACACACAAACGCACCAAACAGAACACCAUGUCCUCACCCUCGGCAUUGUUCGACUUGAACCAAGGGCGUCGCGACCUGGCGUCCCUACCCGCCGACUGGCAACAAAACAUUAGAGAGGCUUGGGAAGUUGUUGACCAACAAGGCCUCGGCUCCCUCAACGCGCGCGAGUGGCCAUUUGCCCUCCGCGCCAUCGGCUUUGACCUUGCCCGCACGGAGACCUACGCCCUCCUCCUCGCGCACGGCGUCCCGCCGCACGACCACGACCCGUCCCGGGGUCCUUGCAGCCCGUCGCGCCUGCGCAUGCCGCAAGAGCACUUCUCGGCCAUCGCCGCGUGGCUGCUGGUGCGCCGCGACCCGCAGGAGGAGGCCGAGGACGCGUGGAAGAUGUUCGACCCGCGCGGCACGGGGCGCAUCACACUCGAUAGCCUCAGAGCUGUGUGUGCCGAGGUGAACAGCACCCUGAGCGAGGCGGACAUGAGGCGGAUGAUUGACAUGGCCGACAUCUCGGGUAAGGGGUGGGUUAGCAAGGAAGAGUUCAUCGAGGUCGCCAAGGGCGGGUUCGGACGCGGUUAAGCGUGGCAGCGGUGGAGGAGAAAGAGACCGGGGGGGCGGGGGAGGGCGACUUCAUCCAAAUUCAAGUUGGCAGACUCAAGAUUUACACUAGAGCGAGAAUGUCUUACUUUUUUUAUUCCUUUUUUUUUUGUCGCAACCAGACUCGAAGACCAUACCGUCCGUUUGUCUUUCACCGGUUUUCUUUAUUCUACCUAGGUUGUUACAGC
This is a messenger RNA of Colletotrichum navitas, 1218 nucleotides long. RefSeq lists its product as uncharacterized. Gene Ontology annotation, molecular function: calcium ion binding. Gene Ontology annotation, biological process: centriole replication; mitotic cell cycle. The coding region runs from base 467 to 1012 and encodes 181 amino acids. The record is from RefSeq and is a predicted model, not a curated record. The transcript is spliced from 2 exons. Gene Ontology annotation, cellular component: centriole; centrosome. Lineage: Eukaryota; Fungi; Ascomycota; Sordariomycetes; Glomerellales; Glomerellaceae.